This is a messenger RNA of Lipotes vexillifer (Yangtze River dolphin), 561 nucleotides long. RefSeq names its product TNF alpha induced protein 8 like 1 (gene TNFAIP8L1). Gene Ontology annotation, cellular component: cytoplasm. NCBI's taxonomy places the organism in Eukaryota, Metazoa, Chordata, Mammalia, Artiodactyla, Lipotidae. The transcript has a single exon. The record is from RefSeq and is a predicted model, not a curated record. Bases 1 to 561 code for a protein of 186 amino acids. Gene Ontology annotation, biological process: negative regulation of TOR signaling; regulation of apoptotic process.
AUGGACACCUUCAGCACCAAGAGCCUGGCCCUCCAGGCCCAGAAGAAGCUCCUGAGCAAGAUGGCAUCCAGGGCGGUGGCGGCCGCGUUCAUCGACGACACCAGCAGCGAGGUGCUGGACGAGCUGUACCGCGCCACCAAGGAGUUCACCCGCAGCCGCAAGGAGGCCCAGAAGGUGGUCAAGAACCUCGUCAAGGUGGCCGUGAAGCUGGGUGUCCUGCUGCGCAGCGGGCAGCUGGGCGGCGAGGAGCUAGCGUGGCUGCAGCGCUUCCGGCAGCAGGCGCGCCGCCUGGCCAUGACCGCCGUCAGCUUCCACCAGGUGGACUUCACCUUCGACCGGCGCGUCCUGGCCGCCGCCCUACUCGAGUGCCGGGACCUGCUGCACCAGGCAGCGGGCGCGCACCUGACCGCCAAGUCCCACGGCCGCAUCAACCACGUGUUCGGCCACUUGGCUGACUGCGACUUCCUCGCCGCGCUCUACAGCCCGGCUGAGCCCUACCGCUCCCACCUGCGCAGGAUCUGCGAGGGUCUCACCCGGCUGCUGGACGAGGAGAGCAUAUGA